Messenger RNA from Anopheles aquasalis, 2080 nucleotides. Its product is annotated as fatty acid hydroxylase domain-containing protein 2. NCBI's taxonomy places the organism in Eukaryota, Metazoa, Arthropoda, Insecta, Diptera, Culicidae. Gene Ontology annotation, biological process: lipid biosynthetic process. The record is from RefSeq and is a predicted model, not a curated record. Gene Ontology annotation, molecular function: oxidoreductase activity; iron ion binding.
CGAAGAGCUUUACUGCUUGGUGAAUGAACGGGGUGGUUUAUUUUUCAAUUCAAACAGUGAAGUUGAGUAAUUGAGUGACACUGCAACUCAAUUUGCAAUUGCGCUACUAAUUGCUCAGAACAGAACCGGAUUAAACACAACAAAAAACAACGAACGCUUCCAAUCGCUAGCAACUGAGAAAGCUACGGCAAGUGCAUGCAACAGAUAUAUCCCAUUGUGUGCCACAAAAGGGCCAUGUCGGCGUGUCGGCAGGAAAGAAAGAAAGCGCGCCGAAGUAGUGGCCGCUGUGAAUGGCGGGCAAAACGUAUUACCAAAACAGCCAUCCGUUCUUCCGGUGCUUCUGCCAUCGUAAUCGUCGCGCAUGGCAGGACCAAGCCGCGAUUCAUGCUUUCUUUCUCCAUCGUCGCGGCCGCGGGCACUCACUCUUUCGCUACCUGUCAGGCUGGCUGGCAGGGUGGCCUGUGUGCCGGUGUGCUUUAGUGCGUGUCUUAUUGGGACGGUCCUGUUUUGUGGAAAGCAGGAAACAAAACAAAACAAAAUAAAAACAAAAACAACCAUCUCGCUAUCCGAGGCCCAGGUGACUGCAACUCGUUUGUAUCGUUUGUUCGUUCUGUGGCGCAGUUUAGUGCAAGUAAAAUCAAGCGAGAGAAAGGAAGGAAGAGAGUGCGAGAGAGCCAGGUGUGCAAUUUCUAAUGCGUAAGGGGUGACUGCCGAGCCCAGGACUGGCAGCUGUUGUUAGGCCUGUUGCCGAAUUGGAAUAAGGGGAGAAAAAAAGAGAAAAACCAACCGAAAGCCUUGAUCCGCGAAGGCCCUGCUUUUUCUUAUUGUUGGUGCUAGUCUGUGUAUCUGAAGAAUGGCACUGGACCGGGAGGAACUGAGCCAGCAGCAACUGGCACCCCGUAUGGUGCCCCUGCGGCCGCCACCACUCACCGAAUCACCGAAGCCCCGGUUACUGUCCUCGCUCUACCACUUUCUCGUGAUAGUCAGCUUCUUUCUGAUCGGGUUCGCGGCCUUCCGCAACACGCUGACCUGGCACCUGCAGCGGUUCUGGGGUGCAUCCGGGGACUUUUGGCAGUCGCAGUGGGACCGCUUCAUCGACUUCACCGGUGACGAUCCGGCCCGGCUCUGGGUACACACGACCACCCUGUACACGAUGGGUGUGUACUGGUGUGUCGGUGGUAUCUACACACUGUUCGACCUAACCGGCUGGCCGGCCACGAUCCGCCGCUACAAAAUGCAACCGGGCACGAACGAACCGAUCGACCGGGGCCGGCUACUGCGUGUCAUCGGGACGGUACUGCUCAACCAAACGGCCGUCGGUGUCCCGCUGGCGUACUGCAUGUACCGGGCGAUGUGUGUCCGAGGGUUGCGGGAACUCCGCGAACUACCCACCUUCCACUGGGUGCUGGCCGAGCUGUCGUUCUGUAUUUUUGUCGAGGAGAUUGGGUUCUACUACGCCCACCGGUUGCUGCACCACCGGUGCCUCUACCGGUACAUCCACAAGCGGCACCACGAGUGGACGGCCCCGAUCGCCAUCACCGCCAUCUACUGCCACCCGGUCGAGCACGUGUUCAGCAACCUGGUGCCACCGUUCGUCGGUAUCUUUCUGCUCGGCAGCCAUGUUGCCGUCGCCUGGCUCUGGUUUACGCUCGUUAUCCUUUCGACGCUCAACGCUCACUCCGGGUACCAUUUGCCGUUCUUUCCGAGUCCGGAAGCGCACGAUUUUCAUCAUCUCAAGUUCAACCAGUGCUACGGGGUGCUCGGGGUGCUGGAUCGGAUACACGGUACGGAUGCGCUGUUCCGCAGCACCAAGGCCUACGCCCGCCACAGCAUGAUGCUGAGCUUUAUGCCGGCCCGCGAAGCGUUCCCGGAGUCGGCCAAGAAGGUGGCCCUUUGAAUUCCCCCUUGUCUUGCCUUGCCUUUUUCUUGUGUGAUCACACACACACCAAAACCACACGCCACUCAGCACACGGCACAGUGAACACGGUUAGCACCUUACCACAGCUGUCCCACCUCUCCUCCGAAGCGCCGGAUGUUGGUGCACCCGUGGCACGACGUUUGGAGCACUAGAAUUGUGACA